Molecule: messenger RNA, 4416 nt
Organism: Entamoeba dispar SAW760
Lineage: Eukaryota; Evosea; Mastigamoebida; Endamoebidae
Exons: 2
Coding region: 1-4416 (1471 amino acids)
Cellular component (GO): endoplasmic reticulum
Source: RefSeq, a predicted model, not a curated record
AUGCCAACAAGAAAGAUUGUCCUUUCACGAAGUCGAAGUGAGAAUGUAUUUCGAAUGUCACAAGUGAGAGGAGAAGACAAAAGAGCUGAAUUAACAAAAAAGUCAUUAUCAGAUUGGUUAAAAGCUAAUUCUAUUAUGAUAGGACAAAUGUUAAAUUCAAAUAUAGCAAAUAAACAAGUAUAUGAAGCAGCAAUUCUUACAGUUAGUUUUAUGUCAGAAAUUAAAGUAUUAAAAGAAGGAUUGAUGUUAGAAUUAUUGAAAAACACAAUAGAUAAAGAUUGUUUUAUUCAAGUUGGAGAGCUUUUAAUAGCGGCAGCACCAUUUAUGCAAAAUGAAGAAGCAGAGAAUAUAUUUAAAGUAGUGAGUAAAUGGAAAGGACAUGUAGAAACAUUAGUUCCAUUAUUAGCACGAUUUGUUAGUAUUUCAGCUAAAAUAGGAUUAAAAUAUGCAGCCAAAGAAAGAACAAUAGGAGUUGUUCAAAGAUGGAUUCAAGGAUGUAAUAAUCCAAAAGAAAGUAAUUAUUGGAUGAAAGAAAUUCAUGAAAUACUUAAAUUAUUAACACCUCAUGCAUUAGAAGAUAUGAUGAAUGAAAUGAUGAAAGAAUUAAUAAAAGGAGAGAAAGAGCCAAUAAUUCAAAUAAAAUUAUUAACAAGUGCAUUAAGUGUAAGAGGAGAUGGGACAGGAAUAGAUAGAGAUUUUAUUGGAAUGAAAAAAGUAAUUGGAUAUUUAGAAGAAAUAACAAUAGAAAAUAGGGAAGGACCAAUGGUAAAUGCAGUAUUAGAAUAUAUUAGAAUGUAUGUUGAAAGUACUCACUUAUCAAUUCCAGCACAAUUAUUAUUACAACUAUGUAUUAUAAUGACAGAUUCACUUGAUAUGGCAGAUACAUUAUUUAGAUGGUUAAAUGAAACAGUUGUAAAAGAAAGAAAAACACCAGCACAUGAUGUAAUAGUAAUGUUAAUGAAAUUUAUUGAAGGACAUAUUUCAUCAGUAGAUUCAGAAAGUGGAAUGAUUUGUUUACAAAGAGUAUUAGUUCAUUAUAACCAAACAGUGUGUAAAUCAAUAAUUGUUGUUGAUAAUAAAAUAGAAGUAAUAGAUAAAUCAGGAAAUGGGUUAUAUGGAAUUCAUUUAUUAUGGGAAGUUGCAAUGGCAAAUAAAAGGUUAUAUACUCCAAUAGUUAAUUUUAUGGCAAAAUUCUUUUGUAAUGUACCUUCAACAUUAUGUUCAUAUAUUGUUGAUACUUUUACAACAUUAUGUACAUCAACUGAUACAAAUUAUUUAGUUAAAACACUUAUUUUAUUUAUUGAAAAAACUAGUGAAUUAAUAAGAGACCAACCAGAAAAGAAUAUAGUUAAUGUUUAUUUAGAAGAAGUUAAUGACGAGUCAUGGAGGUGUGAUAAAUUUAAAAUAAAUGUUCAAGUAAUAAAUAAUAAAAUAGAUGAAAAUAUGAAAGAUUUAUUAGAAGAACAACAAAUUACAUUAGAAAAUUUUGAAAGAACAAACAAAAUUGUAUUUUUAACAAAAGUUGGAAUUGAAAAUGUAGGAAGAAUGAAAAUUGUAUUAUCAAAAAAAAUGAAAUCAUUAAUAAAUGAAAUUAGAAUAAAAGUACCUAAAUCAUUUGAUUUUGUUCAAUCCAUUGAUGAAGAAGAGUUAGCAGGAAGAAUUAAAAUAAUUUGUAAAGACGUUGAAUUAACUGAUGGAAAAAGUGUUAUUGGAAAAGAUGUUAUUAUUAAAUUUGGAGAAUAUCAACCAGUCAUUUAUAGUGAAUAUUAUGAAGAAGUUAUUAAACGAGUAAGAUGUAUUGAUAAAAAUUUAGUUGAAAGAUUAACUGAAGUUAUUAGAUCAAAUAAUGAAAAUGUAGCAUUUUCAGGAUGGCAGUUAUUAGAAGCGUUAUUUGAUUUUAUUGCAGAAGGAAGUGAAAUUGAUACAUCACUAAAUGGUUUAUGUGAAAAUAAAAUUGAUGGAAGUUUAUUACCAUCAUUAGCAUUUGUUGUGAAAUGUUUAGCAGAAGAACGAGAAUCAGUAGAAAUGACAGUAGAAAGAUAUUUUUGGAAAUUAUUAAAUGUGACAUGUCAAAUGAUUCAAGAAAGUAAUGUUGAAUCUUCAACAAUUAGAGGAGUUAUUAUUGAACAAUUAUGUCAUAUUAUUUGGCACACUCUUUUAAAACAAAGUGAAUAUAGAUGGUGUAGUGAAAUGCAAAGACAAUUAAAUAUUAAAUUAUUAGAAUUUUGUAAAGAUCAAUUACUUCAAUGGCAACAAAAAAAUGAAACAAAUGAUACAACACAUUAUUAUACUUAUUGUCUACUUCAUUUCUUUUUAUAUAUUGGAAUGAUAUUUUGUAAUUAUAAUUAUUUUAAUGAAUGUUUCUUUAAAAGUUGUGUUUCAGCAAAAUCAAAAGAAGAUGUUAUUAAUAUUUAUUGUAUUCUUGAUUGGUUUAUUGAAAAUGAUCAACAAAAGAAAAAAGUUAUUGGACUAUGCGAGUAUUGUUUUUCUCAAAAUAUUUCUUCAUUACCAAUUCAUUAUGGAUAUUAUAAAUUAUUAUCUGAAUUAGUUUUAAGAUAUAAAAAAAAUGGUGGUAAUUCUGAGUUGUUUAAUUCUUUAUGUAAAUCAUUUAUUGAACAAUUUAUGCUAUUUAUUAAUCCAUUAAUUAAUAACAAUAUUCAAUUAAAUGGUUUAUUGACAUUAUGUAUUUCUAUUGCAAAAGUAUAUCCUGAGUUAUUUCAAGAAUAUAAUAUAUUUAUUAAAUUUAUUCCAUUUAUUAAUGCUUAUUUAUUCCCAUUAACCACUGAUAUUGAAACUUUAAAUCAUUUUCCUCGUUGUAAAAGUAUUGAAUCCCGAAGAUUAUGUUAUGAUUUAAUUAUUGAAUUAACACAAAACGAAAGCAUUAUAAGUUCAUUAAUAACUCAUAUUUCACGUUAUUUUUCAUUACAUACUCGACAAAAAUUAUUAGUUAUUCCUCCUUUACUUACAGGAAAUAUUAACAUUUUAUUUGUUAUGUAUCAGUUAGCAAGUGUUCUUUCAUCAACAUUUAUGGUAAAAAUAUUUCAAUCAACAGAGUUAAAUAUGAAAAUUAUUAAAGAAAUACAAACAAUUAUUACUUAUAUUCAAAAUAUUCCAGAACAAACAGUUGAUACUUCAUCAUUAGAAUUAAUGCUAAACGAAAAAGGGGAAGAAUGUAAAGAACCAUUUACAAUAAUUAAUACAAUUAUAUCAAUAUUAAAAGAAAGUGAAUAUGAAGAAGAAAUAGAACUUUUUAAAGGAGAAAUAAAAACAUUAAUAGAAACUAUAAAAAAUAAAACAAGUUCAAUAUUAUUUGUAGAAGUAUCAGAAGUAGAAGAAAUAAAUGAUACAAUGACAAUAACAAAAAUCGAAUGUAAUAAUAAAAAAGGAUAUGAAUACCAAUUAUUUGGAGUUAUUGGAGAAUAUUCACAAUUUAAAAUAGGAAAUUCAUGGUUUUCAUAUAAAUUAGGAGAAAUAAAAAAAAUAGGAACAGUAAGUAUUAAAAAACAUAUAUCAACAAUUUAUAUUUAUAAACAAUGUUCAAAAGAAAUUGACCAUAUUAAAAGAGUAACAUUUACAUUUAAAAAUGAAGUAAUUUUAUUUGAAGAACCAUUUCAAAAAUUUAUUUAUGUUAUUGCAAUUCAAGCAUCACGUUAUUUACCAAUUCAAACUUUAAGAUUUAUUUUCUUUUAUUUUGAUGUUGUUUAUCUUAGAUUACCAAGACAACCUUUAACAAGUAAAUGGAAUAUUUUAUUACAUGAAUUAUAUGAUAAAACUAAAGAUAAUAAUUGGAUUAUUAAACAUUUUGAUGACGUUAAUGUAUUAGAUGCUUAUUCACGUUGUAGAAGUCCAGAAAUAAGAAGUGCAAUUUUUGAUAUUCUUCAUCAAAUAAUAGAACAUUCAUUUAACCAAUCUAAAAAUUAUGGAAAUGAAAAAGACCUUGUUAUUGCACGAGUGGAUUGUUCAAUUUAUCCUCAAUUAUGUGAACAACAAAAAGCAACAAUGUUACCACAAUUUGAAAUGUUUACAUUUAAUAACAAAUCACCUUUUUGGGUUUAUCCAGAAAGAAGUGUUGAAGGUUUAAUUAAAUUUAUUAAUGAAAGAUUUCAUAAGAAUAGAGACAUUGAUGGAUUAAAACCUUCAGACUUUGGUACUUGGAGAGAAUUUGAUGAAGUUGCAAAGGGUUAUCUUCAUUCAAAUGAUAAAGAAAAAAGAAAAACAAAAUGUGGUGAAUUUAUUUUAGGUUCUGUUUAUAUUGACAUUAUGAAAAAAAUUGAUCAAUUAAAUUCUGACGAUUUUAUUCCUUCUGAAAUUUCUCAAUUAGAAUUUAAAUUAAGAAAUCAACUUCCUUAUUUGUCUCCAAAAGAAAUUGAUGAUUUACAAAGAAGAAUUAAUGUUUUAAAGAAGUUCAUUUAUUAA